AUGGCAAUGCACGAAUGCGAGGCCUAUUGGCAGGAGUUCCUUCGUCGUCCGAAGGAGCAGCUUCUGCUGCGAGAGGAGCAGAAACAUCUGCAGAAGGAAACGGCCAGCUGCAUGGCUGCACAGAAAGCUGCAAAAGUCGCCGAGUUGGAGCGCGCCAUAGCUGGCUGUUCACCUGAAAAGCAGAAUCUUCUUCGGCCUAUUAUGAAAACCCCUGGACUUUUAGAGCGUUUACACGAAUGUUUACUGCAAUGCGAGGGAAACAUAAAUUUAUUCAGCGAAAGAAUCGAUAAGGAUCAGGCCCUCUCUGCUCUGAUUCAAGAGAAAGCAGACGAAUUCAAACGAAACCCCCAAACUUUCAUCAGCCAAGAACAGCAAUUCAAAGAGCUGCAGGAGGAAGCAACACGGCCGCUCGAUGCAGCAGAAAUGCAGUAUUUAAAAACUCGCAAGUGGACGGAUUUGCCUCAAGAAGAACUCGCAGAAAGAAUGUCAAAGGGAGAGAUAUGCCCAAGAGAAGAAUGGAUACCAGGUAUAUCAAAGGGAAAGCGGCCGCUAGAGGGAGCAGCCCUGGAGGAGCAUCUAUCUUUCGGUGAUCGGCUGCUGCGGGAGGGCCGGGAGGCGUACACCGCAAAGAACAGCGAGCUGGCGUUUAUGCGUUUCAAGCAAGGCAUAGAGUUGAUGAAUUGGGUCGAAGCAAAAGACAAACAGCAACAAACACGAGUAGAACACAUCUUUUCUCUCUUUCUUAAAAAUGCUGCACAGGCAGCAAUUCAACUCGGAAAAUAUCAAGAAGCAAUUCGUAUGCACUUUAUGUCCGAGCCUGUUGUGUCUGAGCUGAAAGAACUACGAAGCUUAGCUGACUUCGACUAUCGUCGUCUUGUCAUCCGCUGCCGCAAAUAUCUCCCUGAGGUGCAGCGCCCGAUCCUGCAGCGCCACGGCGUAGGCGAGCCAAGCAGCAGCAGCAGCAGCAACAGCAGCAGCAGCAGCAGCAGCAGCGGAGACAACCACCGCUAUAAUAUGAGGCUGCUAGAGAAGAGCGUCUCCUUCUGGCGGGUCAAAGACGAGACAAUCGAUGAGCUCACCAAGGACUGCCUGAAAGCCGUAUUCGGCGAUGUUGCUGAUAUUGAUAUAUGA
Messenger RNA from Eimeria mitis, 1131 nucleotides. RefSeq lists its product as uncharacterized. The coding region runs from base 1 to 1131 and encodes 376 amino acids. NCBI's taxonomy places the organism in Eukaryota, Apicomplexa, Conoidasida, Eucoccidiorida, Eimeriidae. The transcript has 5 exons. Gene Ontology annotation, molecular function: protein binding. The record is from RefSeq and is a predicted model, not a curated record.